Messenger RNA from Saccharomyces paradoxus, 1290 nucleotides. RefSeq names its product mannose-6-phosphate isomerase PMI40 (gene PMI40). Lineage: Eukaryota; Fungi; Ascomycota; Saccharomycetes; Saccharomycetales; Saccharomycetaceae. Gene Ontology annotation, biological process: carbohydrate metabolic process; GDP-mannose biosynthetic process. Gene Ontology annotation, molecular function: zinc ion binding; mannose-6-phosphate isomerase activity. The record is from RefSeq and is a predicted model, not a curated record. The coding region runs from base 1 to 1290 and encodes 429 amino acids. The transcript is spliced from 2 exons. Gene Ontology annotation, cellular component: cytosol.
AUGUCCAAUAAGUUAUUUAGACUAGACGCAGGCUACCAACAAUACGAUUGGGGUAAGAUCGGCUCCUCUUCAGCUGUUGCUCAAUUCGCUGCCCACUCUGACCCUUCUGUUCAAAUUGAACAAGACAAACCGUAUGCAGAGCUAUGGAUGGGUACCCACAGCAAGAUGCCAUCCUACAACCAUGAGUCUAAGGAAUCCUUGAGAGAUAUCAUCUCUAAAAACCCUUCUACCAUGUUAGGCAAGGAUAUCAUUGAUAAGUUCCAUGCCACGAAUGAGUUGCCCUUCCUUUUCAAAGUUUUGUCCAUUGGAAAAGUCUUGUCCAUUCAAGCGCAUCCCGACAAGGCUUUGGGUAAAACAUUGCACGCUCAGGAUCCUAAGAACUAUCCUGACGAUAAUCACAAGCCUGAAAUGGCUAUCGCUGUCACUGACUUUGAAGGUUUUUGUGGGUUCAAGCCUUUGCAAGAGAUUGCAGAUGAGUUGAAACGUAUCCCAGAAUUGCGCAACAUUGUUGGUGAAGAAACUUCCAGGAAUUUCAUUGAUAACGUUCAACCCUCUGCUCAGAAAGGUUCACCAGAGGAUGAAGAAAACAAAAAGCUAUUGCAAGCUGUUUUCAGUAAAGUCAUGAACGCUUCUGAUGAUGAAAUCAAGACUCAAGCUCGCUCCUUGGUCGAAAGAUCAAAGAAUUCUCCAUCGGAUUUUAACAAAACAGAUUUACCAGAACUAAUUCAAAGACUGAAUGAACAGUUCCCUGAUGACGUGGGUUUGUUUUGUGGAUGUUUGUUGUUGAAUCAUUGCAGAUUGAAUGCUGGUGAAGCCAUCUUUUUAAGAGCCAAAGAUCCUCAUGCCUAUAUUAGCGGUGAUAUUAUAGAAUGUAUGGCUGCUUCCGACAACGUAGUUAGAGCAGGCUUCACUCCAAAAUUCAAGGAUGUCAAAAACUUGGUCUCCAUGUUAACCUAUACAUAUGAUCCUGUGGACAAGCAAAAAAUGCAGCCUUUAAAGUUCGAUAGAUCUUCUGGUAAUGGGAAGUCAAUAUUAUAUAACCCUCCAAUCGAAGAAUUUGCUGUAUUGGAAACUACUUUUGAUGAAAAACUUGGUCAAAGGCAUUUUGAAGGCGUUGAUGGUCCAAGCAUCUUGAUCACUACAAAGGGUAAUGGUUACAUCAAAGCAGAUGGCCAAAAAUUAAAGGCUGAACCCGGCUUUGUCUUUUUCAUUGCUCCACAUUUGCCUGUUGAUUUGGAAGCUGAAGAUGAGGCUUUUACUACUUAUAGAGCCUUUGUGGAGCCAAAUUAG